AUGUUCCAGUCGCCUGCCGAACUCGCACGCGAGCACGAGCACGACCCGCGCGUCCCCGCCGCCAAGAUCAUCCUGCGCGCGGCGGAGCCGUGGUCCGGGCCGACAGCGUCGGCGGAUCAAGCCGGCAACGUCUGGCUCUUUGGCGGGUACGCCGAGCCGGAAGGGAAGCCACGCCACGUCGUCAACGACCUUCUGCGCUACGAUGGUGGCUCCGGCUGGCAGCAGCUCCAGGAGCCCAUCGACGUCACGCUGAAGGGUGGCCGUGUCCGCGACAAUCGGCCGGGCCCUCGGCUGGCGACCGCCUCGUGCGUCGUCGGCGACGAGAUGCUCGUCUUUGGCGGCUGGGACCCGCAGACGCCGGGUACGGGAGGCGUGAUCCUGGACGACGUGUGGUCUCUCUCCCUCGCAAAGCAGACGUGGCGCCGGCUCGCGGCUCCGAUGCCCGGCGGCCCCGCCUCUCGGCACGUCGUGUGCAACGUGGGCGGCACGGUCAUCCUGCACACUUUCCGCUGCCUCGACUCGGUCCUAGUGUGGGAUGCGGCGAGCGAGACGCUCAAGGAGCAGCCGACCAGCGGCACGCCGCCGAGCAGCCGCGGGCUGCACGUCGCCGCUGCCGCCGACGGGCACACGCUUGUCGUGUUUGGCAGCGCUCUGGCCGAGGACGCGGCUGCCGACGGGCAGAUGGUCAACGAUGCCUUCGCCCUGGACACGCGCGUCGUGGGAGCUUUGGCCGCGGUCGGCCUGCGCUCGUGGGAGUGGCGUCCGCUCGCGGCAGGAGCCGGCGAGGGGGCCGUGUCUUGCGCGGAGGCGGACCAGGACCCGUCUCUCAAGCUCGUCGGAGCUGCGGCUGCGGGCGGCGAGGGGCUCGUGCCGCGCGCAGACGUGUGGGCGCUCACGCUCGACGACUCCGGCGGCGGGGAGUGGAGCUUGCUGCUCGGCGAGGAUGCUCCGAACGCGCCGGGCCCGCGCAACGCCGCGACGCUGUCGCCGGUCGGCAGCGGCGGGCUGCUGCUGCACGGCGGGUGGCGGCCGUUUGUGAGCACGUACGGCGACUCGCACAUCCUCAAGGUGGAGGCGUGA
Emiliania huxleyi CCMP1516 is the source of this 1080-nucleotide messenger RNA. RefSeq lists its product as hypothetical. The record is from RefSeq and is a predicted model, not a curated record. Gene Ontology annotation, molecular function: protein binding. The transcript has 6 exons. Lineage: Eukaryota; Haptophyta; Isochrysidales; Noelaerhabdaceae. Bases 1 to 1080 code for a protein of 359 amino acids.